Engraulis encrasicolus (European anchovy) is the source of this 2679-nucleotide messenger RNA. RefSeq names its product glutamate receptor ionotropic, NMDA 2C-like. The coding region runs from base 1 to 2679 and encodes 892 amino acids. The transcript has 23 exons. The record is from RefSeq and is a predicted model, not a curated record. Gene Ontology annotation, molecular function: NMDA glutamate receptor activity. Lineage: Eukaryota; Metazoa; Chordata; Actinopteri; Clupeiformes; Engraulidae. Gene Ontology annotation, biological process: long-term synaptic potentiation; excitatory postsynaptic potential; monoatomic ion transport. Gene Ontology annotation, cellular component: NMDA selective glutamate receptor complex; plasma membrane.
AUGCCGAACGACACACCAGGACGCAACGUGUGGCGUUGCCGGGGGCGACCGCUGGGUGUGGCUCACGAGCCGUCCGUCAACGUUGCGGUGGUGUUCGGAGGCUCCUCCUACCAGAGCGAGGUCAAGGGUCGUCUCAGCCGCGAGAACUUCCUGGACCUGCCGCUCGAGGUGAACCCCAUCACGGUGCUGGUGAACGACAGCAACCCUCGUGCGCUGCUGACGCGCGUGUGUGACACGCUGGCGGCGAACCGGGUGCACGGGCUGGUGUUCGAGGACACACACACGCACACGGAGGCCGUGGCCCAGAUCCUGGACUUCAUCUCCACGCAGACCGCCGUGCCCAUCGUGGGCAUCAGCGGAGGCUCGGCCGUGGUGCUGCCACACAAGGGAGAGGGCUCCACGUUUCUUCAGUUGGGGUCGUCUAUCGAGCAACAGGUCAACGGAAUGUUCAAGGUGAUGGAGGAGUAUAACUGGGACAGCUUCGCCGUGGUGACGAGCCUGUAUCCGGGAUACGAGACCUUCGUAGACUACAUCCGCUCCUUCGCCGAGACCUCCUACUUCCUGUGGGAGCUACAGGAUACGCUGACCUUUGACAUGUCCGCCGACGGGAUGAACGACCUGCGCGCCAAACGCCUACUGCAGCAGGUGGAUGCGCAGGUGCUCUUGGUGUACUGCUCGCAUGAGGAGGCCGUCUUCCUGUUUCGUGUGGCCCGUACGGUGGGCCUGAUUGGCCCGGGAUACAUCUGGUUCCUGCCCAGCGUCGCCGUGGGCAACCCCAACGCCCCGCCCCCAGAGGCCUUCCCGGUAGGAGUGGUGUCGGUCAUCUCGGGGCGGUGGCGUAUGUCUCUGCGUAGCCGCGUCCGUGACGGUGUUGCCAUCGUGGUGCAGGGGGCUCAGAGCUACCGACGCCAGUGGGGGUCACUCCCCGAAGGACACAACGACUGUCACACACCCCUACGACCCGCCACCAACGACACACUCUUCAGGCACAUGCUGAACGUGACGUGGGAGCACACUGACUUCAGCUUCAACAGUGACGGAUACCUACAGAAUCCCUCCAUGAUCAUCAUCACACUCGACAGGGACCGCAACUGGGACAAGGUGGGCCGUUAUGAGUCGGGUAUUCUCCAGAUGCGCUACCCUGUGUGGCCCCGAUACGGCAAUUACCUGGAGCAGGUGUCAGAUGAUCGUCACCUGACGGUGGCCACUUUAGAGGAGCGUCCCUUUGUCAUCGUGGAGCCAGUCGACCCGGCAACCGGAACCUGCCUUAGCAACACCGUCCCCUGCCGACGCCAGUCCAACAAGACCGAGUCUAUCGUGGGCCACUCGGAGCCCUACACCAAGCUGUGCUGCAAGGGCUUCUGCAUUGACAUCCUGAAGAAGCUGUCUCGCAACAUCAAGUUCUCCUACGACCUCUACCUCGUCACCAACGGCAAGCACGGCAAGCUGGUGCGCGGCACCUGGAACGGCAUGAUCGGAGAGGUGUUCUACAAGCGUGCGGACAUGGCGAUCGGCUCUCUGACCAUCAAUGAGGAGCGCUCGGAGAUCAUCGACUUCUCCGUGCCCUUCGUGGAGACGGGCAUCAGUGUCAUGGUCGCCCGGAGCAACGGCACCGUCUCGCCCUCCGCCUUCUUAGAGCCGUACAGUCCUGCGGUGUGGGUGAUGAUGUUCGUCAUGUGCCUGACGGUGGUGGCCAUCACGGUGUUUGUCUUCGAGUACUGCAGCCCCGUCGGCUACAACCGCAGCCUCAUCAGUGCCAAAGAUCCGGGCGGUCCCACCUUCACCAUUGGCAAGUCUGUGUGGCUGUUGUGGGGCAUCGUCUUCAACAACUCGGUUCCCAUCGAGAACCCCAAAGGAACCACCAGCAAGAUCAUGGUUCUCGUCUGGGCCUUCUUCGCCGUCAUCUUCCUGGCCAGCUACACAGCAAACCUGGCGGCCUUCAUGAUACAGGAACAGUACAUUGACACCGUGUCGGGACUCAGCGACAAGAAGUUCCAGAAGCCUCAGGAGCAGUAUCCUCCGUUUCGGUUCGGGACGGUGCCCAAUGGGAGCACGGAGAGGAACAUCCGCAGCAACUACCCCGAGAUGCACGCUCACAUGGUCAAAUACAACCAGAAAGGAGUGGAGGACGCUCUCAACAGCCUAAAGACAGGGAAGCUGGAUGCCUUCAUCUAUGAUGCUGCGGUGCUGAACUACAUGGCGGGAAAAGACGAGGGCUGCAAGCUGGUCACCAUCGGCUCUGGGAAGGUGUUUGCUACUACCGGCUAUGGCAUCGCCCUUCAGAAGGAGUCUCGUUGGAAACGGCCCAUAGACCUCGCUCUGCUACAGUUCCUGGCUGACGGUGACACCCAGAAACUCCAGACGGUGUGGCUGACUGGCAUCUGCCGAAACGAGAAGAAAGAGGUGAUGAGUUCUAAGCUGGACAUUGACAACAUGGCGGGGGUGUUCUACAUGCUCCUGGUUGCCAUGGGACUGAGCCUGCUGGUGUUUGCGUGGGAGCAUCUGCUCUACUGGAAACUACGCCACUCCAUACGCAAGUCAGAAAGACUGGACUUCCUACUGGCGAUUAGCAGGGGCAUUUACAGCUGUUUUAACGGUGUGGAGGAGACGGAGAGGAGAGCCAGCCUGCAGAGUCCCGACGUGACGAGCAGCUACCCUCACACACACCCGCACGAGUAA